GCACCCUCACACCUCGUACAGCACCACCCAAGUCCAUCCAAAUCGUCAACAUGAAGUAUUUCGUCACCUCCCUCAUUGCUCUGAUGGCCUGCGUCGCCUUCGCCGAAGAGGCGGCCAAGACAGAUGAGAAGAAAGACGUUGAAGCACGCGGCGGAGUGCUUGGCGGCCUCAGUGGAGUCGGUUACGGUGGCGGCCUCGGCACCGGCCUCGGCACUGGUUACGUCGGCACCGGUCUUGGCGGUGCUGGUCUAGGAGGCGCCGGUCUUGGCGGUGCUGGUCUAGCAGGCGCCGGUCUUGGCGGUGCUCGUCUAGCAGGCGCCGGUCUUGGCGGUGCUGGUCUAGCAGGCGCCGGUCUUGGCGGUGCUGGUCUAGCAGGCGCUGGUCUUGGCGGUGCUGGUCUAGCAGGCGCCGGUCUUGGCGGUGCUGGUCUAGCAGGCGCCGGUCUUGGCGGUGCUGGUCUAGCAGGCGCCGGUCUUGGCGGUGCUGGUCUAGCAGGCGCCGGUCUUGGCGGUGCUGGUCUAGCAGGCGCCGGUCUUGGCGGCGCCGGUCUGGCCGGCCCCGGUCUCGUGGGUCCUGGUCUCGUGGGCGGUGGUUUGGGCCACGGUGUCGGCCUCGGCCACGGAUUCCAAUCGGGCUACGGCGCCACCGCCGGGAGCCAGCAGGGCGGGUACCAGGGUGGUGCCGCCGGAUACAACCGGGGAGCCGCUGGAUUCGCCGUUGGCGCCGCUGGCAGCAAGGUCAACUCGUACAGCAACAACCAGGGCUACAGCCACAGCUCCGGUUUCUCUUCUAGCGACAGCAAGACCUUCGGCGCGGGCAACAAGCAGGCAUCGUCUGGUUUCAAGGGAGGUGCCGGAGGCCACCAGGCUGGUUUCGGACAAGCCGGCUAUGGCGGAGCCGGAGGCGUCGGUGGUGCUGGCAUUGGCCUCCACGGCUAGUCAGUGGAUGUCCACUUGAUACUAGAGAUCGCGCUGUUCUGCUACCAAGAUUGGCAUAAGUCGCAACGCUUCCGAUAUUGUUAGAAAAAAUAAUUGUUUCCAGCACCAAUGUCUAGUUUUUACUGUUGCUUUUUGCGAUUACGUUUUGCCCAGAAGUUGGCGGAAAUUGUUGCAUCUACUGCUGUUUUUUGUUUGCAUUUAAUAAAGUUGUGAAGAAAACUUA
Dermacentor albipictus is the source of this 1161-nucleotide messenger RNA. RefSeq lists its product as uncharacterized. Lineage: Eukaryota; Metazoa; Arthropoda; Arachnida; Ixodida; Ixodidae. The record is from RefSeq and is a predicted model, not a curated record.